This is a messenger RNA of Trichobilharzia regenti, 1097 nucleotides long. Lineage: Eukaryota; Metazoa; Platyhelminthes; Trematoda; Strigeidida; Schistosomatidae. The record is from the annotation of a GenBank genome assembly.
AUGAUGGAUACAUAUUCUGUUUGUGGUGAGGAUGAAGAUUUGAUUGAUAGGGAAUUUCCGCCGUGUACUGUAAAUGACCAUGAGAGCCUGGCAAAGAGCGAUGAACAAAAGCGUUUUGAUCUGGAAAAGGCUAUAGAAGCUAAAUUGAGAGAAAGGAACAACCUACGGGAAAAGUUGCGUUUGCUUACUCGGCAAUCUGAAAGGCUUGAUGCUCUGUUUUCUUCGAAAUUGGAGUCCAAGGAAAGAGAAUUACGGCAUUUUCUGCUUCCAUGCGUUCCUCGUUCAAGUACAUGUGACACCGACGCCAAUAAACAAAACACUAUUACAAAUUCUACUAUUAGCUCCACUGUUCGUCCUGUCCCGACUUUAGUUACUGGAUUGACAAAACCUUUAGAUAGUUUACUGGGUCCUACAGUCACUGUAACUCGUGCAAUCAAUCCGAAAGGGGAAGGGCUUUUACCUACUCCAUAUCCUAAUCCGUUACAUGUUGGAAAUAAACUUGCUGCUUACACACGUGGCUUGUCAUUAUCUUCUCAGUCAUCCAAGUCUACAAUGGACAACGAGCUGUCAACAAAAGAAAUUUCAAGUUAUGCAAAUGUACUUGUUGAUUCCUCUGUCAAUUUGAUAUUAACUCGCUUACUACGGGUACAGCGGAAUUUUAAUAAUUUAGUAGCAGCUAAUCAGUCUAAAUUACAAUCAUUCACUUUCACACAAAACAGUCAAAACGGUAAAAGGAUGAUGAUGCGUAUACGGGUUCUCGAACACGAAAAUGAAGAGCUAGCAAAUGUUAAUCGUGCUGGUCGAACUGCUCGUUUAGAAACAGAAAUCGCAUUACGUCGUGCAUUUGUAAAUGACCUAAAGAAUGCGCAUUCGGAUAUGGAGUAUUUAGUCGAAGAAGCCGAAAGUGAAACGGAAUUCGUUGGCAACUCUCUAAUAAUGAUGCAACAGAGACUGCAAUUAGGUCGAACUACUGUUGGAUUCUUGGCUGCUGAACUAGGAAAAAUUGAACCUGAGUGUUGUGCACGAAUCUUGGCUUCAGCAGGCAACACUAAUGACAACAACCCAUCUACUGAAAAUAAAAAGCACGAUAAUUCUAA